Messenger RNA from Carlito syrichta (Philippine tarsier), 552 nucleotides. RefSeq names its product fetal and adult testis expressed 1 (gene FATE1). Lineage: Eukaryota; Metazoa; Chordata; Mammalia; Primates; Tarsiidae. Bases 1 to 552 code for a protein of 183 amino acids. Gene Ontology annotation, molecular function: ubiquitin protein ligase binding. Gene Ontology annotation, cellular component: endoplasmic reticulum; mitochondrial outer membrane; mitochondria-associated endoplasmic reticulum membrane contact site. Gene Ontology annotation, biological process: negative regulation of mitochondrial calcium ion concentration; negative regulation of apoptotic process. The transcript has 5 exons. The record is from RefSeq and is a predicted model, not a curated record.
AUGGCAGGAGGCCCCCCUAGCAUCGAGGAGGAGCUGGAAAUAUCCUUGGCUGAAGAACUGGGUCAUGGAGGCCAAGGACAAAAUCAAGAGCACCUGGUGAUAGCAGAAAUUUUGGAGCGUGGAUCUCGGACCCGGGGUGCUUCCCAUAAGCGACAAAAGUUGGAGCAAAAGGCUGCUGGCACUGCUGCAGCCCAGUCAGUUUGGUCCAAAAGAGAGGUACUGUAUAAGGGCCUCAGACUCCAGAUGCCAACAUCCCGAAUGUUGAGAGAACAGGGCCGUGACGAUGCCCAUCUCCAGGAGUAUCCUGGCAACUUCCAAGGCAUGAGAUUCCAUUAUGAGCGUAAUCCAGGGGCAGACAUGAUGACAGAUAUUAGCCUGGAAGAGAUCAGUGGACUGGAAAUGGAAGUCAUGAGAAAAGAGCUGUACCUGAUCACCGGGCGUCUGAACGCCCUGGAGGAGCAGAGUGCCACCUGGCGCCAGAGGGAGGCUCUGUUCUUCACUCUGCUGGCAUCGGCUUGCAUCGCCAACCUGUGGUUGUGGUUGCGCCAGUGA